This is a messenger RNA of Neurospora tetraspora, 2564 nucleotides long. RefSeq names its product DHS-like NAD/FAD-binding domain-containing protein. Gene Ontology annotation, cellular component: nucleus. The record is from RefSeq and is a predicted model, not a curated record. Bases 393 to 2387 code for a protein of 664 amino acids. The transcript is spliced from 2 exons. Lineage: Eukaryota; Fungi; Ascomycota; Sordariomycetes; Sordariales; Sordariaceae. Gene Ontology annotation, molecular function: histone H4K16 deacetylase activity, NAD-dependent; NAD+ binding.
UCCCCCUCUUCCCUUUCUGCCUGCUGCGCGCGUCACGACUUUUGCGUUAGGCAACCUCGUCGUCACCUUACUUUGUUGAGAGCAACAACCACACACAACUUCUCACACCUCUCACACACGGUUACGGUCACCACAAGCUCACUAAACUCUUGACCACCUCAUCAUCCGUCAUCCACAAUCACAACACACACCCCUGCCUUAUUUACCUCAUUAACUCUCGAACCCACACCCGGGCCUUCACCGCUCAACACCACAAAAUUACUUUGAACCCAUUUCCCUCCCAUCAUCGUUGUUUCCAUCGUCGCCCCCCAUAAACCAACGCAGCGGUAUUUUAGGAUUCUCGCAUCUUAAACUUUCGAAAAGACCGAAAGAAAGAGCGCAGAAAGAGAGAAAUGAUGGAUCCCUCGCGUCGCGGGGUCGUCAACGGCGCAGGGGCCGCCGCAAGUGGCAGCAGCGGCCACAGCAGUAGCGGCAGCAGCAAACAAGGCAACAACAGCGCCGCGCCGAAAAAGUCGUCCAGAAUGAAGGAGGUGGUCAACUACGACGAAAAGAAGCAUUUGCUCGACUUGGAGGAGGACAUUACGCACCCAGUUGCGCACAGGCAGCUGAACGAGCUGGAGGAGCACGUCAACGAUCUUCAUGAGUCGUGGGAGACGGAGUCGAUUUUUGAGGAGAUUUUGGAGGAUAUCACGGAGGACAAGUUUUUUACUGAUGAUCCUGAAGCCUGCACUCCGGAGGAAGCGGUCGAGUAUCGACGACUUCUUCGACUGGUCGGACCUAAGGUGUUCGUCCAGCGAACCGUAGACGCAGGCGUCAUUCCCAUCAAGAAGCUCCUCACGGCCUUUGGCAUCCGUCCGCCCGCCUUCCUGGAAGGCGCUGGCGACGAUGCCUACUUCAGCCUUCUCACGCUGGCUAUGACCCGCGAGAUCCAAAAGCGGGCAAAGCUAAUGAAAUACAACACCAUCGACGACGCCGUGGAGCUGCUCAAGCGCUCCAAGAACAUCAUCGUCCUCACCGGCGCCGGCAUCUCCACCUCGCUUGGAAUCCCCGACUUCCGUUCUAAGGGCACCGGUCUCUACUCCAAGCUCGAACACCUUGGCCUCAGCGAUCCGCAGGAGGUUUUCGACAUAAACAUUUUCCGCCAAGACCCCAACAUCUUCUACUCGAUCGCGCGUGACAUCCUUCCCAACACGGAGCGCUUCUCGCCCACGCACGCCUUCAUCGCCCUGCUCCAGCAAAAGGGAAAGCUGCUAACCAACUACUCGCAAAACAUCGACAACCUCGAAGCCAAAGCUGGCAUACACCCGGACAAGCUCGUGCAAUGCCACGGCUCCUUCGCCACCGCCACCUGCGUGAAGUGCGGCUACAAAGUCCCCGGCGAAUCCAUCUUCCCCGAAAUCAAAGCCGGCCGCAUCCCGCGCUGCCGCAAGUGCGCCCAAGGCAGCCGCACAACCAACAACUCGUCGCGCAAGCGCAAGCUCGCCCGCGACGGCACCGAGAAGAAGCCGCGCCGCGUUAAGCCCGGCGAAUACGACAGCAAUUCAGAUUCCGAGUUCGACCACAGCAACUUAAACCACUUCUCUUCCGAUCCUUACUCGUCCGAGCACGGCUCCAACACCAUGGGAUGCGGGGUUAUGAAGCCCGACAUCACCUUCUUCGGCGAAGCCCUGCCAGACGAGUUCUCGACGCGACUGACGGAGCACGAUCGCGACCUGGUCGAUCUGGUGAUCGUCAUCGGCACUUCGCUCAAAGUAGCACCCGUCUCCGAAGUCGUCCCCUUUUUGCCGCCGCACAUCCCGCAAAUCUACAUCUCCCGCACCCCCGUCAGCCACGUGAACUUCGACAUCGACCUCCUCGGCGACUGCGACGUGGUCGUCUCCGAACUCUGCAAGCGGGCCGGAUGGGAUCUGAAGCAUGAGAUGAUUCCCGAAGGUCAGGUCAUCAGGACCGAGCUGGCCGAGGGAUAUAAUUCCCGCCAUGUGUUUACGCAGAUAGAGCCGAAGCCGAAGCCGACGGUUGUGGCGGAGCUGACGCAUCAUAGUACCCCCAAAGAAGUGGCCAAGGAGCAGAGGGAGGCGAAUCGCGAGGAGAGGAGACGGAAGAGGGAGGAGAGGGAGCGCGAGAUGAGGGAGCAGGAGGAUCUCAAGGCUGCGGCGGAACGGGCGAAGAAGUUGGAGAAGAAGGCGGAGAAGGAGAAGGAGAGGGAGAGGGUUAUGCAAGAGGGGGGCGUUGUGAAAGAGAAGGAGGGGAAGAAGGAGAGUGGUAAGGUUGUGAAGGAAAAGGUUGCAAGGGAGAAGGGAAAGGGACUGGUGGAAAAGGAGAAUCGGGAGAAGGAAAAGGAAAAGAGGAAGGAGCAGAGGAGUAGCGUUUCUACUGUUUCUGAGUGAGGAGAGUUCUCUACUUGGAAGGAGAAAGCACGCAUUGGGUCGGUAGGCGAUUGGUAGGGACUGGUAUGGAAUGGUAUGGUAUGGAAUGGUAUGGUAUGGCAUGGUUCGGAUCGGUAUUUCAACUCAUUCAUUGCUCGAGGCGUUUUUACGGGUUCAUUCGACGCUGGUUAUUCGCAU